AUGGAUUCUGCCGUGGACAUGGCUGACAGCUCGCGGGCGCUGGAUCUUUCGCGCAUCCGCUUCCAGCUCAUCCGUCUCGAAGACACAAUCACUUUCCAUCUCAUCGAAAGAGUCCAGUUUCCUCUAAAUAAGACCAUCUACACACCAGGAGCCCUGCCCAUCCCCGAUAGCAGUCUGAGCUUCUUUGACUAUUACUUCUCGCAGCAAGAGAAGCUUCAGUCUCUGAUCCGCCGUUUUGAAUCUCCCGACGAAUAUGCCUUCUUCCCAGAGGCAAUCCAGAAGCCUCUGUUAAAGCCUCUCAACUACCCCAAGAUCUUACAUAAGAACGACGUUUGCGUCAACGACAAGAUCAAGAAGUUCUACAUUGAAAAGUUUUUGCCCGUCGUGUGCCCCAACUUUGGCCGCGAGGAUCGAGGAGAGUCACAGGAAAACUACGGCUCGACAUCGACUUGCGACAUUGCUUGUCUGCAGGCACUAUCUCGGAGAAUCCACUUUGGCAAAUUUGUCGCCGAGUCUAAAUUCCAGUCGGAUCCUGAGCUCUACACGCAGCUAAUCAAAGCUGAGGAUCGAGAGGCCAUUGGCGAGUCCAUUACAAACAGAGCCGUCGAGCAGCAGGUUCUCGAUCGCUUGCGCCUCAAGGCGGAGACGUACGGCAAAGACCCGUCAACGCUGGGAGGCAUAGAGCAGCCUGUCAAGAUCAAUGUGGAUGCGGUAGUGUCCAUGUACAAGGACUUUGUCAUUCCAUUGACCAAGGAGGUGGAAGUUGAGUACUUAAUGCAGAGGCUUCUACCAGAAGAGUAG
Molecule: messenger RNA, 801 nt
Organism: Trichoderma asperellum CBS 433.97
Lineage: Eukaryota; Fungi; Ascomycota; Sordariomycetes; Hypocreales; Hypocreaceae
Biological process (GO): chorismate metabolic process; aromatic amino acid biosynthetic process
Cellular component (GO): cytoplasm
Molecular function (GO): chorismate mutase activity
Source: RefSeq, a predicted model, not a curated record